Molecule: messenger RNA, 1948 nt
Organism: Oncorhynchus kisutch (coho salmon)
Lineage: Eukaryota; Metazoa; Chordata; Actinopteri; Salmoniformes; Salmonidae
Product: coiled-coil domain-containing protein 126-like
Exons: 4
Coding region: 808-1281 (157 amino acids)
Cellular component (GO): membrane
Source: RefSeq, a predicted model, not a curated record
GGAAGAAUGAGCACACUGGACUCAUUGACCAAACACUUGCAUGCAUGUUUAUGAGCAAUAUAUUUCCCACAAAUCCCUACGGCAAACAGUGAAUCGUGAUGACGCAAAACACAACACGAGGAGAAACCGGCUGAACUCGCGAACGAAUAUAAAAUAAAUCCUAGACAUGCAAACAAUUAUACAAUGCAAGUUUUACUUCCGAAUUGCCUAUUUGUUUCAGUUACAUUACUUAUGAAGAUUAUUGAAUAGUUAGAAGCCGUACUAGCAGAAUUUCGGUAUCUGCCCUGUGCACUCAUCUGUUCUCGGUUUUGGAAUGGGAUUGCAGACUGACGUUUUGAACAGCAGAGUGACUCAAACGAACAAAUCCAGGACUUGUGUGAUGGCCUUUUCCUGCUCCAGGACUCUCUCCAUCAUCGGCAGAUCCUCCCUCUCUGAAGGACUCAGGCAGCUAUGUAUGUGUUUGGGUCCCAUGGUUGACUGCCAGGUUUGGGCCCCAUGAUUGGCUGCUAGGUUUGUAAAGUGUUCUACUCCUCCAAACCCAACCCAAGCCCUAUAUCCCCCAGUCAUAACCCCUUAGCCCUGUGUCAUUAUUUUUGCCUGACUAGCCCGAGCUCCACACACUACUAGCCCCAAACCCUUAAACCUUUGCCUCCAGAUCCCUCUCCUUUCUUUCCUAACACCAGCCACCUCCAGACCCAGUACCAGCCCCAAGCCCCUCUCCCAACCCUGUUCUUCCAGUCCCACCCUCUAUUCCCCUAGACCCCUACCCCUCUCCCCUGGCCCAGCCCCACAUCUAGCCCCAGUACCAUGCUGGGGAGGAACAUGUCCCAGAAGCUGAGCGUGCUGCUGAUCAUCAUGGGGCUGGCGUGGGGGCUCAUGUUGCUGCUCUACACCGGGCAGCAGCAACACCACCAGAGCAGUGGCGAGCUGCAUCAACAGAUCCUGGAGCUGAGCCGGCGCUAUGUCAAGGUGCUAACCGAGGAGAACCGGAAUGCACCGGGAGGCCCGCAGGGCACCUCCAUGGCUGGUUACGCUGAUCUAAAGAGGACCAUAGCGGUGUUGUUGGAUGACAUCCUGACGCGCCUGGUCAAGCUGGAGGGGAAGAUUGAGCUGGUGGCCAACACUUCAGUCACUAACUCCUCCCAUCUUGCUGUGGGUGCCCUGGCCUCAGCUCCAGUUGCCUUACACAAAGCCACCAAGCAGGACACGCCAGGCAACCACCACCUGGAAUCCGCUCACAUCUCUCCAUACACACCCAGCAGACCUCGGCCAGGGGUAUAGUAGGUUGGGUAGCGAUUGAGGCCCUGUUCAAGUACUUUACAAGUGCAUCCUUUCUUCCUAAGAUGGUCACUGAUCUAAUAAGGUCGGUAGGGUGGUAACUCUCAUUUCACUUGUUUAUUAAUUUACAGAUCAGUGAUUAUCUCAAGGGAGCAAGGAAAGAUGUAUAUAUUCCAGAUCAUUUAAUCCUAACCCUGAGAAAGGACUGACUGCCUGUUCAUUUCCAAUAACUACAUGGCUGAUUUCAAUUUUUUUACGAAGACAUUUUAGCACCUUUUUUAAUACUUUCAGUCAUGGACUAUCUUAGGCUUGAAUUUUAGCUUCCCUUUUUUAAUGGUUUCAACAUGGAUGGGUCUACAAACUGCAGAUGUCUUUGAGGAUGUCUGUGGGCAACAACAUAGCAUCAACAAUAGUAGAGGAAAUAGACAAACUUCUGUAGUGUCUUCAAGGAAGCUGAUGAUGCUGAAUGUGAAUGGCACUCCCACCCGGAUAUGACUUACCUCGGACAUACUGCCUGCGGAUUUGCAAUACUGCUUCUAAUCCCAUCCAUAUCAGAAUUCUGAACUAUAAAAUGUUCUCAUGGUAGUUUGGGAUAUAUUUUGUAGUUUACCGCAGCUCCUGGUGUGUGUGUGUGUGUUUGAAAUGAAAUAAAACAUUUAAAUAAUAAUAA